Bipolaris victoriae FI3 is the source of this 1320-nucleotide messenger RNA. RefSeq lists its product as hypothetical. NCBI's taxonomy places the organism in Eukaryota, Fungi, Ascomycota, Dothideomycetes, Pleosporales, Pleosporaceae. The record is from RefSeq and is a predicted model, not a curated record. The annotation marks the transcript as partial. The transcript is spliced from 2 exons.
UUCCUGAUGGCGUAUUUCGAGAUCAACAUAACGCCUUUGCGCUUCAAUAGCAAAUGCAUUACUUUUCCAGAAUGGAUCGCGUUGUUUACACUCUGUCUCGCACCACUGAUAGCUCACGUGGCUUCAGGAGCACCUCCGAUAUCGUAUCUCACGGACCGUCGACUCAGAUGGUACGAUCACAUUUGCAUUUACAAUCCCACAUCUAUCAUUUGGCGCUACGCUGCCAUUACGGACCGGCGAAUUCGUGCUAUGAACUGGAGUCGGCAAGACUUUGCGGCUAGUAACGCGAUAUUCUGGACCUCGAACGGAUGGGACGGUAGUGAACAAAUGACCUCUGCUACUGCGCAGUACUGCUUGCGAUAUCCGGAAACUACGCACGCAAGGCCCCUUUCGUUGACAACCCUAAAGACUGUCAUCACGACUCUGCAGGGAGUCUCAGCCCUUAUGAUUUUGAUUGGAGCCAUUUCUGGAUCCUCGAUGCUUUCAGGUCGUGUUGGAUUCGGCGUCGAUACGAUAUUCUUCCCGCUUGCGAUUUUGGGACUAUUGCGACUGUGCGCCGCCGCAUGGUUGACAGACGACUACGUUUAUCAGGAUUAUGGGCAGCGGACAAACUCUACGUGGGAGAUGACUUCGCAAAGUUCACAAAGGCUUGUCGAUAAAGAUGAUGAGAUUAAUGUCCAUGAAUCUCGCACUGGACUAGAUCCGCUACUAGUAUCGAGGUUCCAAUCCGCCGGCUUUAGGUCUCCUGGAUCCUCGUGGGGCAGCCGUAUAUUCCGCUUCUUCUUUCUGGGCAUACUUUGGGGGGUUUGGGUGUUGGCAGUUUUCUGCAUUGCACCAAGUAUCAGGGGCGGAGUGACCACCUAUACCACUACUUCUUUCUUACUCAGCUUGUAUUAUUUCCUCUUCGCUACUGUAACCGCCGCCACUUUUACAUUGUUCUUCUUCCGAGGCAAGACGACAAACACCAUAUUACCGUGCAUAUCCAGCACGUGGUACAGGCUCUACACCAUUUUAUUCACGGGCCUUAUGAUCGGCCUUAUUGUCAUUGCGAGCAUAGAAACAAAUAAGACCGUCGACGGGAGUUAUAGCAGCUGGGAACCAAUGGAGGAUCUUGGAUGUUUGGACCCUGUCAACUGGUGGUUGCUGGGGCCAUCAUCUCCAAUAAUGGGCUUUGCAUCUAGGAAGGAGUUGGACGAAAAAUGGCUGAGGCAGGAUCAAAAAAGUUUACCAGUGGCGAGCAUGAAUGGGACUAACUCGUCUGCAUCAGAGAAGUUUUGGUUGUACAAUUUCACGGGUUACUGUGUAGAACUUAUGUACUAA